AUGAUUGAAAGGACGCUGAACAGCAUAGACCUGAACAAUACAAGUCUAACGGUGCCGAAACUUCCGGCAGGCGCCAAGCUCUGGCUGAGCGUGGUAGCACUGGUGCCCGACGCAUUUGUGAAAGGAGAGCCCAGCACCGUGAUUGCCUUCACCAGUCCAGGUGGCAUUACUGACUUAGAGUUGGUCCCUGCUACGUACACCAUCAACGUGACCUGGACAGCUCCCACGGGCAACUACGAGACUUUCAGCGUUCAGCUCAAUCUAACCGCCUUGGAACAGGAAGUCGAAAAAAAGGAGCAAAACGCCAGUCCUCUCUCCUUCACGGGACUGAAGGCAGGAGCCAAAUAUACAGUGACAGUCACCACUCUGAAUGGGUAUCUCAGGAGCCAACCAAGGAGCAGAACAGUUUUCACUUUUCCUGUCCAACCGGAACCAGCCAAAAUCGACUCCUUCAGUGAGAGUCAUGUCACCCUGUCAUGGGGAGCCCCCAAGGCAUCCCAAGGCGUAGAACUGACGUACCUGGUCAAAUACACCACUGAAUUCUGGAAUUUGACAAAGAAUGUCACUGUGAAAAAUGCCACCACCUAUAUAUUUCAUGGGUUGCAUGCUGGGACCAACUACGACUUCGAAGUACGAGUGAAGGCGGGAACCCAGGAAAGCAGUCCGGUCACAGUAUCACAGAUGACAAUUGCUAAGAAGAGUGUUCUGACUAUUACCAUGAAGUGUUCGUCCAGCGUACCCCUCUACUGCGAGGACAUCCGCACACAGACAGAGGUCCUGUCAAAGUUGCAGGAGCAUUUCCGCAAGGAGUUCUACAAGAAGAUAGAUAUUGUGUUCUGGGAACUGGACUGGAGAGAGGCAUAAUAUCUCACACAAGCUUGACCAAAUACUACUACUUUAAUACACAUUUAAGGGAAUUUGCCGCAACACUUUUGGUCCCCUAAAAUGGGGGUACUAUAUACAAAAAGCGCUGUAAUUUCUGCACGGUUCACCCGAUAUAAAUGAAAAUACCCUCAAAUUAAAGAGUACAGAGUACAUAUCUACUUUAA
This is a messenger RNA of Oncorhynchus mykiss (rainbow trout), 1049 nucleotides long. The record is from RefSeq and is a predicted model, not a curated record. Lineage: Eukaryota; Metazoa; Chordata; Actinopteri; Salmoniformes; Salmonidae.